AGAAGGCCUCAGCGUUUGGUAAUAAGACCUGAGAAUAAACCCUGGCUUCGCGGCUCUUUACCCAGUAGCGAAACGAUUUUCCUAAGCGUCAUCUUGGCACUUUCCGGAUACCUUGGUAUGAAAAUUUUCAACGAGUUAGUAUUUAACUUUUCUGAACUGAAGCACCUAUUUAUUCUUUUUCCUGGGAUCCAGUCCUAAAGCAAGGAGAAUCGCAAGUAUAAGGCCCCUCCAAUACAAUAAGUAUUCAUGAAGUCUACUCCAUGUUGUCUACUGAGAAAAGGUAUAUGCAACGUCAAUAAAAUGAGGAAAAAAAAAACAAAGGAAAGGCUACAAGGAAAUGUUUGGAAAUAAGAGAUUUGUACCAAAAGGUGUUUGGCAAAUUAAUGAGGCAAUAAAGGUAGAAGGGGUUUUGUGCAUUCGAUUCAAAGAGUAUGUGCUUUUCUACUAGACAGUGAAAAGAGGAAAUAGAUAUUAAACCAGACUUGAGUCUCAUUCUCGAGUUGGUAACCAGGCAUAUGGUUAAUUAAUACCCUCAGAAAUUGAGGCAAAAGUUCUGUGAGAGCAUAACCUUCAAAAAAAACCAAACUGGGGUGGGGGACUCCGGAAACAUUUCGUUGGUCUCGAAGACCUCUUAGUCUGCAGGAAGAGAAGACAAGGUCUCAAACAAGAGGCCCGGGGCAUUGAUCCUACACACAAAAUAAAGGGUGGAACAAUAAACAGCUGGAAGCCUGGUCUUUAGGACCCGGCUAGCGACACCCGAGUGGGGUACGUCGCAGAGCAUGCUGGGGAUUGUAGUCGGGGACAUCCCGUCGCACCGCUCACCAACCUAGCUCCGAAGGAGCCUCAAUGGGGGGGCCGCAGCUCAACCGCCGCCUCCCGCUGGAGACCCGGCCGGAGAUAAGGCUGGCUCCACCUUUGCAGAGUUUCGGAGUUUCCUAGAGCAACGAGGAGGGGGAGGGAGACUUCACAGUUACCCUGGAGACGCGCUCCCGCCCGCCCCUAGCUGCGGGAUGCCCUAGAUGUCCUUAUUAGGACAAGAGACUGAAGGGGGCGGGGCCAAUCCGAAGGCCGGCGACAGGCUCCUUAUAAGGCAGCGUCGGGCGGGAGGCGGGAGUGUGGAGCGUGAUAGCGGGUGAAAGAUCGGGGAUGGGCGGGGCUUGAAAGGGCGAGCCUGGAGCCUUGGCGCUCGCCUCUCCGCUCCGUUCCGCUCCGGUUCGGCCCCCGAUCUGCAUCUCUCUACUUCCGGAACAACCCCUGACGGCUGCUCUAACUCACUGAGUAGACUCGGGCUCAACUGGGACCCCUGUGGAUAGUUUCCAUCUUAACCUCCGAGGGUCCCCCACCUCCAACGAGUCACAAAAACGUAAGGCGAGCGCGGAGAAAAGGAAAACGAGCCAGGUUGUCUACACGGUCCUCCGCUAUAGCGAGACUGAAAUCACCUCGGCACGCGCCGCCCCAGCCAGACCUCCCAGCCACAGGGGGCGCUGUCCACAUUGUCCCCCUCCUUCCCUGCACAAAGAGGACAACCCCUCGCUCUGGAAUCUGUGGUGUUCGAAUCCCGUCUCCAGAACUAGAAGCAUCUCAGUCCUACCGGCGUGAGGCGCCAGAGGAACCGCCCUGCGGCUCAUGGCAGCGCCCGUCCGGCUGGGCCGGAAACGCCCGCUGCCUGUUUGCCCUAACCCUCUCUUCGUACGCUGGCUAACCGAGUGGCGGGACGAGGCAGCCAGCAGAGGGCGCCGCACGCAAUUUGUGUUUCAGAAGGCGCUACGCUCCCUCCGGCGGUAUCCACUGCCCCUGCGCAGCGGCAAGGAAGCUAAGAUCCUCCAGCACUUCGGAGACGGGCUUUGCCGUAUGUUGGACCGGCGACUGCAGCAGCACAAAGCAUCAGCUGGUGACCAUGCCCCGUAUUCACCGUCCGGAACCAAGAGCCCAGCCCGGGAAAGGCCACCUGCUGAAGUCCAGGACUCUUCCAUACCAGUCCCAACCCAGCUUAAAGUAGGAGGGCCUGGCAGCUAUUGGCCAACUCGGCACUCGGGAGCACGUGCAGUCCUGCUGCAGCUGUACAGGGAGCACCUGAAUCCUAGCGGCCAGGGCUUCCUCACCAAGGAGGAGCUGUUGCAGAGGUGUGCCCCAAAGGUUCCCAGGGUGGCCUCUGGAAGUGCUCGCCCCUGGCCAGCCCUCCGUUCCCUCCUCCACAGGAACCUGGUCCUCAGGACACACCAGCCAGCUAGGUACUCACUGACCCCGCAGGGUCUGGAGCUGGCCCAGAAGCUGGCUGACUCAGAGGGCCUGAGCUUGCUGAAUGUGGGCAGCGGGCCGGAGGAGCCCCCUGGGGAGGAGCCUGAAGUGCCAGAAGCGGCUUCCGCUGAGCUUGGUGCCAGUGAAGGGAGCGCCCAACAGCCCCCGCUGGAGCUGGGGCCUGGAGAGUACAGGGUGGUGUUGUGUGUGGACGUCGGCGAGACCAAGGGGGCAGGCCACAGGCCAGACCUGCUCCGAGAGCUGCAGCGGCUGCACGUGACACACAUGGUACGCAAGCUGCACGUCGGGGACUUCGUGUGGGUGGCCCAAGAGACCAGUCCCAGAGACCCAGCACGACCUGCAGAGCUAGUCCUGGACCACAUCGUGGAGCGAAAGCGGCUGGAUGACCUGUGCAGCAGCAUCAUCGACGGCCGCUUCCGGGAGCAGAAGUUCCGGCUGAAGCGCUGUGGCCUGGGGCGCCGAGUGUACCUGGUGGAGGAGCAUGGUUCGGCGCGCAGCCUCAGCCUCCCUGAGAGUACACUGCUGCAGGCUGUCACCAACACCCAGGUCAUCGACGGCUUCUUUGUGAAGCGCACAGCAGACAUUAAGGAGUCGGCUGCCUACCUGGCCCUGUUGACGCGGGGCCUGCAGAGGCUCUACCAGGGUCACACCCUCCGCAGCCGCCCCUGGGGCACCUCUGGGGACCCUGAAUCAAAGGCCGGGCCCUCCCCAAACCCGCUCUGCUCGCUCCUCACCUUCAGCGACUUCAACGCGGGAGCCAUGAAGAACAAGGCCCAGUCUGUGCGGGAUGUGUUUGCCAGGCAGCUCAUGCAGGUGCGUGGGGUGAGCGGGGAGAAGGCAGCAGCCCUGGUGGCCCGGUACAGCAGCCCUGCCAGCUUACUGGCCGCCUAUGAUGCCUGUGCCACCCCGAAGGAACAGGAAAUGCUACUGAGCACCAUCAAGUGUGGGCCGCUGCAGAGGAAUCUGGGGCCCGUUCUGAGCAGGACCUUGUCACAGCUCUACUGCAGCUGUGGCCCUCUGACAUGAGCUAUGUAUGCCACAAGACAGACCCCCAUCUUCCCAGACCACCCAGUCUUUUAAGCAGAAUCUUUGGACUACAGUAAAUCUUAAGUGUUUGCAUUUCUACGUGUUAGAAGGGGAAUACCAGGCCCCAGGGGUCUUGAAAAAUAUCCAGGAACUGGGGAGACUGUCAAGUCCAGUUUUUAAAACUGAGCUCCUUGGGACCCUUGGGGUUCCCUUUCAGAGCACUGCUAGGGAAACAGAGUCAGGGAGGCAUUGCAACGUUGAAUCGAGUUCAUGUCAUCAGAGUUCUCUGAUCAAAUAAAAUUUCCUUUGAUGAGAA
Molecule: messenger RNA, 3601 nt
Organism: Capra hircus (goat)
Lineage: Eukaryota; Metazoa; Chordata; Mammalia; Artiodactyla; Bovidae
Gene: MUS81
Product: MUS81 structure-specific endonuclease subunit
Exons: 18
Coding region: 1627-3285 (552 amino acids)
Biological process (GO): mitotic intra-S DNA damage checkpoint signaling; resolution of meiotic recombination intermediates; double-strand break repair via break-induced replication
Cellular component (GO): Holliday junction resolvase complex; nucleus
Molecular function (GO): crossover junction DNA endonuclease activity; 3'-flap endonuclease activity; DNA binding
Source: RefSeq, a predicted model, not a curated record